This is a messenger RNA of Cornus florida, 1821 nucleotides long. RefSeq names its product probable receptor-like protein kinase At1g80640. Gene Ontology annotation, molecular function: protein kinase activity; ATP binding. NCBI's taxonomy places the organism in Eukaryota, Viridiplantae, Streptophyta, Magnoliopsida, Cornales, Cornaceae. Gene Ontology annotation, biological process: protein phosphorylation. The record is from RefSeq and is a predicted model, not a curated record. Bases 195 to 1589 code for a protein of 464 amino acids. The transcript is spliced from 10 exons.
GAUAAAGAAAAGUGUGAAAACGCACACACAGACAUUCAAACUUCAAAAAAAUAAAUAAAUAAAAUAAAAUCAAAAUCUGACACAAUCAAGAAAGUUUUAGAAAGUGCCAAACCCAACGCCUAUACUCUCUCUCUCUUCCUCUCGUUCUCUCUCAUAUUUUUGUGUCAUUGCAACUUAGAAGAGAGUCAAUAGACAUGAAUCUUCUUGUUCUGCUGAUACCCAUUGGGGUUCUUAGCUCCAUUUUAGUUUCAUCUCCAAUUGAGGGCAGAGCAGUCCCUCCUGUUUCUUCCAUCUCUGACCCAGUUCUUCCCACUGAGAAGGAAGAACCCAUUUCCCAAAUUUCUUCAGACGUGGAAGCUCAAUCACCAGGAGUGCCAAAGGUUAAAAUAGUGCACCACCAGGAAAUAAAUAAGAAAAUUGUAGUAGCACUCAUCAUUGCUGCAGCUCUUCUUGGUGGAAUUGUGCUAUUUCUAUCUUGUUUCUGGAUCUAUAGACUGAAACAUCGGAAGGACUCCAUUGUCAAAAAUCAACAGAGCCCAGCAUUUGAACUGGGAGAUAUUCCGAAUGGGCUCUCCUUGGGUCCUAUUUUGGGUAGAUUCAAUACUUUGAGAAUGUCUGGUAAGAAGGGUUCGAUCGCUGUCAUGGAUUACCCAUUGUUAGAAGAGGCAACAAAUGAUUUCCAGGAUGACAAUAUUAUUGGUGAGGGUAGAUUUGGAUAUGUUUUCAAAGCUCGCAUAAAGGAUAACUUCCUUGCAGCAGUGAAAAGACUCAAUAUUGAAGGCCAGGAAGCUGACAGAGUAUUUGCGAAUGAGGUGGACUGGUUAAGUAAAAUUCAGCAUCAGAAUAUAGUUUCUCUUUUGGGUUACUGCAUUCAUGGGAAGACAAGGUUUAUGGUUUAUGAGAUGAUGCAAAAUGGAUCUUUAGAAUCCCAAUUGCAUGGUCCUACACUUGGAUCAGCUUUAACUUGGCAUAUCCGGAUGAAAAUUGCUCUUGAUGUUGCAAGAGGAUUAGAAUAUCUUCAUGAGAGGUGCAACCCUACUGUGAUCCACAGAGAUCUAAACUCAUCUAACAUUCUUCUGGAUUCCAAAUUCAAUGCUAAGCUAUCUGAUUUUGGCCUUGCCAUAACUGGUGGAAACCAGAACAAGAACAACAUAAAGCUUUCGGGAACAUUGGAUGACUUAGCACCAGAAUACCUUUUAGAUGGUAAAUUAACCGAUAAAAGUGAUGUCUAUGCAUUUGGUGUUGUUCUUCUGGAGCUUUUGCUGGGAAAAGGUCCCGUGGAAAAAUUAGCGCCGGCUCAAUGCCAAUCAAUUGUCACAUGGGCCAUGCCUCAACUUACGGACAGAACGAAGCUCCCAGAUAUCAUUGAUCCCGUGAUCAGAAAUACAAUGGAUCUUAAGCACUUAUAUCAAGUUGCUGCCAUAGCUGUACUAUGCGUACAACAAGAACCAAGUUAUAGACCGUUGAUAACAGACGUCCUGCACUCCUUCAUCCCUCUUGUACCUGUUGAGCUCGGAGGGUCAAUGAGACUUGCAGAACCUAUGGCACCUGCCUCCACCGGUCCUGUAGCUGCUAAUGAUGCCAUCUAGACUCUAUGGCUUGCACAUGUUAGCACUUCUUCACGCAUUUGUUUCCACGAGAAGAUGAAAAUUUAUUGGAGUUAUGCUGGGAAGGAAGUUUUCUGUUUUGUUCCAACUUAAGUGAAGCAAAUGAAAUGUGAUUGUUUGAUAGCACUGAAAUUAUCCUCUGUAUUAUAGGUGUGUUUGGACAGUGCUUUCCCUUUUAGCUGAUUCAGUAACAGGUAUCUUUUUGAGAUAAAAA